GUGGAGAUGAAUACCGAUUGAGGGUCCUUUUUCAUGAUUCUGCUCCACUGGAUCUCUGGAUGCGAGGAUACGAUAUGCCGAGAAUAUCCAAUUCAAGGGAAGGCAAAUAUACCGGUAUUGCCAGCGAGACGUUGCAGGGAAGUGGAAGGAAAUAAACCUAAUGUGAGGUGUGAUGAGAUCAGAUAGAUUCCCUACUACUACUUUAAAACAAGAUCAGAAGGGCCCCUAUUAUUUUCAAUUCACCCAACCGAAAGCUUGCUCGAAAACCUUGCGCGCGCAAAUCAGGAAGGAAAGAAAAACACGGUUUAAAAUGUAUCACGUCGAUGACAGAGCAAUUGUCCCCGCAAGCUACCGCAACAGCAGGAGCCUCCCCGAUAGCUACGCAUUAGUCCACCAGAGUAAUCCACGAGCGGGAGUGAGAUAUGCAUCAGGAGGCGCAAUGUACAACACCGAGCAACCAGGGGCAACAAUGUACCGCCGUCAAACAAUGUACCACCGAGCCCCGGUAGUAUACCACCAGAACGGCCGGACGAGAUACUACGGCAACCAGAAUACCAUGUAUCACACUUCCCAAGGUGGACGAUACCAUGGUCAGGGAGCGCUAUACCACAGGAAUAGUAGGGCGUAUCAGGGCGGGUUGGGCUCGGAUGCAUAUACGGGGAGGAAUAGCUAUCAUGAGCAGAGAUACGUUGUUCCGCUUAACAGUCAACAUCGGGACAUCCCCGGGUACCACCCCCCUGCCCCCUCCCCCCGAAGUUACCACCGAAAUCGCGAUACCUAUCGAAGAGAAGUCGUAGCGGAUCACCUUUGCUGUGUUAUUACUUAAACCUUCAGGAGAGGGGAGGAUUUCAAAAAAACAUUGUAUCAUAAAGUCUCUCUGGAACGGCGUCCUGGUUUUUUUUCUUUUUUUUUUCCCGUUUUUCUCCCCACUUUUUCGCAAGUCCUUUUCCGAAAGAAAAGAAAGAAAGAAAAAAAGGAAACGUUCAUUGAUAAUACCCUUUCCUUUGUCAAAAUUUCCUGGCGGGUUUUUUUCUGGUUUUUUUU
Molecule: messenger RNA, 1044 nt
Organism: Tuber melanosporum (Perigord truffle)
Lineage: Eukaryota; Fungi; Ascomycota; Pezizomycetes; Pezizales; Tuberaceae
Exons: 3
Coding region: 440-826 (128 amino acids)
Source: RefSeq, a predicted model, not a curated record